This is a messenger RNA of Closterium sp. NIES-67, 1030 nucleotides long. Lineage: Eukaryota; Viridiplantae; Streptophyta; Zygnematophyceae; Desmidiales; Closteriaceae. The record is from the annotation of a GenBank genome assembly.
AAGCCAUCCAGCAGCAAACUAAAAUCACCUCGCCAUUCUCCUUUCAUUCUGCUCAUUCUGCUUGUUCUGCUCGUUAUCAUCCCCACCGAGUUCGUCCUCUACGUCGCUGCUCGUUAUCGUUUGCAGUCACCUGAGCCAGUCUUUGCCCGCUAGGUCGAUCACUUAGAACAACAUCGCGGAUCCUUACCGCUCUAUUUCGCUCUCCUCUGGUUGUAAACUCGUACGAUAGCUCCCAUCUCCGCACCUCUCUUUGGAAAAUGGGUGCCAUGCAUCGCUUCGCCGUGCUGCUACUAGCCGUUGUGGCCGUGUGCCACGUCAGCGACGUGUCAGCGCUGAAUCCUGGGGAAGUGGGCCGCGCCAUCAGCAUCAUCACGAAGAGGCCGGAAUACCGGUCAAUGUUCACAUUCGUCGACGACUAUUUGAAAUCUCUCAUUCCCUUGACGGACCUGACCGUUCUGCUGCCCGCCAACGUGGGGCUGCUCGGCAACUACACCAAGGACGAGCAGACGACCAUUCUCUCGUACAACACCAUCGCCACGCGCUACAUCUUCCGCAACUUCACCACCAUGGCGGCCGGCACGGAGCUCGACACUCUCGAGGGCAACACGAUCAUCAAGCGCGGCCCCAGGGGCCUGCCGACCGUCACGUUCAAAGGCGCAGCGAAGCUGCCGACCGUCCUGGCGCUGCCGAACCUGUGGGUUGGUACGGACUUCACGAUCCAGGGCACGAGCACGCUGCUGAUCCCCCCGGAGCUGCUGACUCCCGAAGCUGACACCAUCCGCGGGGCUGUUCGAGGCACUCUCCGCGGUACCGUUGGGGUCGCCAUGGGCGGUUUUGGUGCCCUUUUCAGGCCGGCUGGUCCCCCCUAGGUGAUCUGGAGCCAAUCAUUAUCGUCCGGCUAAUCACGCUUUCGCCAAGCAGGGAGUUAGUAGGAACCUUGAUCUAAGCUGACUUCUAAGAGGUACUCCUAGCAUGAGUAAGAGCUGAUUAUAUAUACAUGUAAAAACAUAUAUAAAAUGACGUUAUCAUG